UACUCUCGGUGAGGAAAGCGGGACUAUGUGAGGGACAAAAGGGACAAAAGAGGCGGGCGAGGAGGCGAGGACUGAGCUGGGAAGUGAAGGGCGGACUUGGUAGCAGCUGUAGCUUUUAGCUGCCGCGACUGCCGGAAGGCAGCGUCUUCCUCAGUGAGGUGGUUGGUUGACUAGGCCUCAGCGGCCAUGGCUGUGGACUUUGGGGACAAUGCCAGUGGCUUUCGCCACAUGGAUGUAAUCCGGUUCAUCAACAAUGAGGUCCUCGAGAACGGGGGUGGCCCCAAUUUUUACAUGGCCUUACGGUCGCGACCCUGGAACGAGAUAGAGGAUCAGCUGCAAAUCGUGGUUGCUGACCCGCGGGUGCCGCACACCGUCAAGAGAGCCUGUGCCUGGAGCGCACUGGCAUUGAGCGUCCGUGUGGGCGCAAGGCAGUGGGAGCAGCAGGCUUACCAUAUCAGGCAGCUCCAGAAGCAGGUGAGGGAGCAGGAGGCAGCUUCCCGGGCCCUGGCCAAUGAGCUGAAGCGCCUCCGUGAGGCGCGUGAGGAGCGUGAUAAGGCGGUAGUGCAUCGAAGCGCAUGGUUCACCCUGAAGCAGGUGAUGGACGAGCGAGAUAUGUUGCGUGGGCGACUGCUCCAGCUUGAGAGAGCGGCCCAGCUAGCACCUGUGGCACAUGAAAUGCUGCCUGGGCCUGGAGCUGAGCAGCUUGGGGCUACAGCAUGGCCCAUGACUGUACCGGAGCAAGGCAAGAUGGUGGCUGUGGGAGCACAGGGUAUGCCACAUUCAGAGAGUCAGAUGGCAGCCCCAGCAGCUGUGGUUUAUGUCCCCGGACCUCAGAGCUCCUUUGCCCAGGAAGUGCAACCCCUUCCACCAAUGAUGGUGCCACAUCCAUUCCCAUGCCAUGAGUCAUUCCCACCGGGAUACCCAUAUAUGACACCUUUACCACCUUUAGCAGUUAUGGAAGGGGGAGCAGUCACGGCAGCAGCAGUGCCAGUAGCAGUCACACCCCAGGUGCCUCCUCUGGGGAUAUACCCACUUGGUCAGUGGGCUGCAGUGGGGGCCCAGGAAGAGAUGGCCCCACCAUGUGACCCGAGUUUCUAUGCCCAGGAGGAAUAUUCUGAGAACAUCCAGGGGGGAAGUGCACAGGAGGCCUGCAGAAGCCACAACCAAGAGAAAGGUGCUGUGUGUGCCCAGGGGAUGUCCUCCCUGCAGGACAGCAGAAGCCACAGCCGAGAGGAAGGUGCUGUGUGUCCCCAGGGGAUGUCCUCUGUGGGGGAAAGCAGAAGCCACAGCCGAGAGGAAGGUGCUGUGUGUCCCCAGGGGAUGUCCUCUGUGGAGGAAAGCAGAAGCCACAGCCGAGAGGAAGGUGCUGUGUGUCCCCAGGGGAUGUCCUCUGUGGGGGAAAGCAGAAGCCACAGCCGAGAGGAAGGUGCUGUGUGUCCCCAGGGGAUGUCCUCUGUGGGGGAAAGCAGAAGCCACAGCCAAGAGGAAGGUGCUGUGUGUCCCCAGGGGAUGUCCUCCCUGUGGGACAGCAGAAGCCAGAGCCGAGAGGAAAGUGCUGUGUGUCCCCAGGGGAUGGCCUCUGUGGGGGAAAGCAGAAGCCACAGCCAAGAGGAAGGUGCUGUGUGUCCCCAGGGGAUGUCCUCCCUGCGGGACAGCAGAAGCCAGAGCCGAGAGGAAGGUGCUGUGUGUCCCCAGGGGAUGUCCUUCCUGCGGGACAGCAGAAGCCACAGCCGAGAAGAAGGUGCUGUGUGUCCCCAGGGGAUGUCCUCUGUGGGGGAAAGCAGAAGCCACAGCCAAGAGGAAGGUGCUGUGCGUCCCCAGGGGAUGUCCUUCCUGUGGGACAGCAGAAGCCAGAGCCGAGAGGAAAGUGCUGUGUGUCCCCAGGGGAUGUCCUUCCUGUGGGACAGCAGAAGCCAGAGCCGAGAGGAAGGUGCUGUGUGUCCCCAGGGGAUGUCCUCCCUGCGGGACAGCAGAAGCCAGAGCCGAGAGGAAGGUGCUGUGUAUCCCCAGGGGAUGUCCUUCCUGCGGGACAGCAGAAGCCACAGCCAAGAGGAAGGUGCUGUGCGUCCCCAGGAGAUGUCCUCCCUGUGGGAAAGCAGAAGUCACAGCCAAGAGGAAGGUGCUGUGUGUCCCCAGGGGAUGUCCUCCCUGCGGGAAAGCAGAAGUCACAGCCAAGAGGAAGGUGCUGUGCGUCCCCAGGGGAUGUCUUCCCUGUGGGGCAGCAGAAGCCACAGCCGAGAGGAAGGUGCUGUGCGUCCCCAGGGGAUGUCCUUCCUGCGGGGCAGCAGAAGCCACAGCCGAGAGGAAGGUGCUGUGCGUCCCCAGGAGAUGUCCUCCCUGCUGGAAAGCAGAAGCCACAGCCAAGAGGAAGGUGCUGUGUGUCCCCAGGGGAUGUCCUUCCUGCGGGACAGCAGAAGCCACAGCCAAGAGGAAGGUGCUGUGUGUCCCCAGGGGAUGUCUUCCCUGUGGGACAGCAGAAGCCACAGCCGAGAGGAAGGUGCUGUGUGUCCCCAGGGGAUGUCCUUCCUGCGGGACAGCAGAAGCUACAGCCAAGAGGAAGGUGCUGUGCGUCCCCAGGAGAUGUCCUCCCUGCGGGGCAGCAGAAGCCACAGCCAAGAGGAAGGUGCUGUGUGUCCCCAGGGGAUGUCCUCCCUGCGGGAAAGCAGAAGCCACAGCCAAGAGGAAGGUGCUGUGUGUCCCCAGGGGAUGUCCUUCCUGCGGGACAGCAGAAGCCACAGCCAAGAGGAAGGUGCUGUGCGUCCCCAGGAGAUGUCCUCCCUGUGGGGCAGCAGAAGCCACAGCCGAGAGGAAGGUGCUUUGCGUCCCCAGGAGAUGUCCUCCCUGUGGGGCAGCAGAAGCCACAGCCGAGAGGAAGGUGCUGUGCGUCCCCAGGAGAUGUCCUCCCUGCGGGAAAGCAGAAGCCACAGCCAAGAGGAAGGUGCUGUGUGUCCCCAGGGGAUGUCCUCCCUGCGGGAAAGCAGAAGCCACAGCCGAGAAGAAGAUGCUGUGCGUCCCCAGGAGAUGUCCUCCCUGCAGGAAAGCAGAAGCCACAGCCGAGAGGAAGGUGCUGUCUGUCCCCAGGGGAUGUCCUCCCUUGGGGACAGCAGAAGCCACAGCCAAGAGAAAGGUGCUGUGUGUCCCCAGGGGACAGUGCCCCAGGGAGACAGCAGGAGCCACAGCCAAGAAGAAGGCCCUGUUUGUCCCCAGGGGACAGUGCCCCAUGGAGACAGCAGGAGCCACAGCCAGAAGGAAUGUCCAGUGAUGCCCCAGGAGAAGUGCUCCAUGAGCAGCAGCAAGUUCCCCAAGCAAGAAGGUCCAGAGAAGCCCCAGGGGACAUGUCCCCUGUGGUACAGCAAAAGUUAUACUGUGAAAAAAAGCUCCAGGAAACAGGAGCAAAAGGUGAAGCAACCAAAAGAGAAGAAUUCCUCAGAUACCCAGCAUCAGCAGAAGCCUACUAUACCUCCCAAUCAAAAUUGUUGGGAGUGCCUGCGCUGUAAAGCAGUGAAUUUUCCAUGGCGCAAGUCCUGCUAUAAAUGCAAGAAUGUCUGCAGGGCAUUUGAGAGUGGAGGCCUGGAUCCAGGAGAAGCUCACUGAUUUCAGUAAGUUUUAUAGGUAGGGGCUCAUUUUUGUCUCUGAGCCCCAUGGAAUUUGCCUGUUGCUGAAGAAUCUGAACCUAUCCCGUUUAGAAGAUCUUCCAAGAUCCUGAAGAAAUCACACUUCAUUUCUGACUGACCUGCACCUCAGCGAGACCCUCCCGGCUGGCUGAAGCUAAGAAGAAGUCAGGAAAGAAGAGAUGCUUUGGGACUUAUUAGAGGGAAAAGGGAUACAACAUAAUUUUGUUAGGAUUUAAUUUCUCUGUUGAUAUGGAAUUAUUUCAGAAGUGCUAGGGGGUGGGUUUGCAGUGUUAAAUUCUAUAGAUGAUAGCAAAUUUGAUAGGUUUCAUUUAAUUAAACAACUAGUUAUUGAUUGUCUAGUAUAUGAUAGGAGGUAGAAUUAUAUUGUAUUAUCUAAUGUACACAAAUCUUUUUGGUGAGUUUGGUUAGAUGACAGGGAACAGCAUAAUUUGAGAUACAUUAUAGAUUAGAGGUGACUUUAUUUUGCAUGUUGUGUGGCCUUUGGGUAAACCCAGUUGAAAUAGCAUCCAGAUAUUUUUGUAGUUCCAGGGGCAAGAUCAAAGAGAUUUUUGUGGAUGGACUUGAUUUCCCAACCGUUCAUCUCGUUGGUCCCAGAUGAUACAAAUAAGUAGUGGCAAAGAGCAGUAAAGUUCAGGCAGGACUUUUCUGAUACUCUCCCGAUUUCCUCCCUCGAGAUGGACAGCUAGUUUCCUGGUUGCCUGAAAGACCACUGAGUGGCUGCCUUAAAGAAGUGCUUGGGGGAGUGCUGGCAACACAGCUUCAGGCAGCCACCAUCCCAAGCCCCUUUCCAGCCAGUGGAUGAAGAACAAAAUGUGUUCUAAGGACAGACAUCAUGCUGUGGAUGGUGCUUCUCUUGGGAGGACUAAUUGGAUUAAAAGUAGAACUGGACUGGGACAAGUACUCUUGAGAAUGCCCUUGGGCCCUUAUAUUCCACUUUGUGUGUUCUCUGCAGGCGCUCUGCUCCCCUGAGGCACCUGCUGCAAGCCAGGGGGAGCCAGGGUAGAGCCCAGGGGCUGGAAGUCAGAUCAGCCUCCAGUCUGAGCAAGAGGUAUCCUGGAGUUCUCCCAGGAGAUUCCAGCUCAUCAGGCUCAGGCUCUGUCAGAAGUUUUCUGUUUCUUUUUUUUUUUUUUAAACUUUACGUAACUGUAUUAGUUUUGCCAAAUAUCAAAAUGAAUCCACCACAGGUAUACAU
Molecule: messenger RNA, 4827 nt
Organism: Bubalus bubalis (water buffalo)
Lineage: Eukaryota; Metazoa; Chordata; Mammalia; Artiodactyla; Bovidae
Gene: TEX13C
Product: TEX13 family member C
Exons: 2
Coding region: 187-3594 (1135 amino acids)
Source: RefSeq, a predicted model, not a curated record